This is a messenger RNA of Ascochyta rabiei, 2580 nucleotides long. RefSeq names its product Phospholipase A(2). Bases 1 to 2580 code for a protein of 859 amino acids. The transcript has 2 exons. Lineage: Eukaryota; Fungi; Ascomycota; Dothideomycetes; Pleosporales; Didymellaceae. Gene Ontology annotation, molecular function: A2-type glycerophospholipase activity. Gene Ontology annotation, cellular component: cytosol. Gene Ontology annotation, biological process: glycerophospholipid catabolic process. The record is from RefSeq and is a predicted model, not a curated record.
AUGCGGAAACUUGCGGGCGGUCGCGAAUUAGCCGGCUUCGUCAUGUUGAGCGUACCGCGGGCAUGCAAAUUGGGAAAACUACAGGCCAGUGCUGCGCAGGAUCCUACACCCUCUCCUUCUGACCGUAACAUUGCUAUGGCGCGCUUUGGCAAUGCGCGCGACCUCGGCCAGCUCUGGCUGCGGGGGACGCGUCGCAGGCUGCAUUCAACCGCCAGCACUUGUCCGCGGUCCAGCGCCUCUACCUACUCGCUUCGCUACGGGCCCCCUGUCCUCCUCGCGACCCUCGGCGCCGGCUACUACGCCUCGUCCCGGCCCAUACAGCUCGAUGCGCCGUCGGCGUGGUCGUCGUGGAGCCCCGCUGUAUCUCGCUCGCAGAAGCGCAGCAGCUCGAGCGCCGCACAGAAAGCCGAGCGGGAGAAGAGCGGGCCGGAUCAAGACAGACCCGGCGAGCAGGACGCCCCAUCGCAGACACGAAUCGCGCAGGGCUACAGCGGAGAGGAGGACAAGGCGGGAGGCGUCAAAUCAGCCUGGCAGACCAUCUCGAGCAGCCUCGCGAGCCCCACCACGUCCGUCACAUACAUUGGCGACUCCAUCCUCGACUAUGUCAUCCCCCACUGGGCCAAAGUCCUGCCUGGCUUCAUCAAGAAGCUGCAGAACGAGCUGUCCAUGGCCCCGGGUUCGUUGGCAGAGGAGAUCUGGUACGAGGCAAACGACCCCGAGACGAACCCCGAGAUCACCUGGGACGCCUCGGUGCGCGUCUCAGACCAGCUCUGCGACGAGGAGCUGUCGUUCCGCGAGAAGAGGUCGCUGUUCACAAAGGCUGCCCUCGCCCGUUAUCUCGACAUCCCAGAGGCCACCAUCCACCCCGACGACGUCCCUGUCAUAGCCAUGUGCGGCUCUGGCGGAGGUCUGCGCGCUCUUGUCGCGGGCACCGCUUCCUAUCUCUCAGCCAAGGAGCAUGGCCUCUUCGACUGCGUCACCUACACGGCGGGCGUCAGUGGAAGCUGCUGGCUUCAAACGCUCUACUACUCCGACAUCACCCAGCGCAGCCAUGCGAAACUCAUCCGCCACCUGAAGAAUCGACUCGGCGUGCACAUCGCGUUCCCUCCAGACGCCCUCGAGCUCCUUGUCAGUGCGCCGACGAACAAAUAUCUUCUGAGCGGACUUGUAGAGAAGGCCAAGGGCGUGCCUGACGCCGACUUUGGCAUCGUCGACAUCUACGGCGCGCUGCUUGCCGCACGCUUGCUGGUACCAAAGGGCGAGCUGUCCGUUAGCGCGUACGACUUCAAGGUGUCCAACCAGCGACGCUUUACCGACGAUGGAUCGCAGCCUCUGCCCAUCUACACCGCCGUGCGCCACGAGAUACCGCUCGCUGAGCAAAUGGAUACGAAAGAUCCCAUCGCUGCCGAGGCCAAAGCGAGGAGGGAGGCGUGGUUCCAGUGGUUCGAGUUCACCCCAUACGAGAUGUGGUGCGAGGAACUGUCGGCCGGUAUUCCAACCUGGGCCAUGGGCCGCAAGUUCGAAAACGGACGCACUGUGUGGCGCGACAACGGCCUGGCCCUGCCAGAAGUGCGUGUGCCAAUGCUCAUGGGCAUCUGGGGCUCUGCUUUCUGUGCCACGCUUUCACACUACUACAGGGAGGUGGGCCCUUUUCUGCGCGGACUCGCAGGCUUCGCUGCCAUCGAUGCCAUGAUCUCCGAGCGCGACGAAGACCUUGUCAAAGUCCACCCCAUCGACCCCGCCUCGAUACCCAACUACGCCCUGGGCAUGCGCGAACUACUCCCACCCUCUUGUCCCGAGAGCAUCUUCACGCACAACAACUUCCAGUUCAUGGACGCCGGCAUGUCCAACAACCUCCCCAUCUACCCUCUCCUCCGCCCUGGCCGCGACGUUGACGUCCUCAUCGCAUUCGAUGCCAGCGCCGACGUCCGCACCGACAACUGGCUCAAAGUAGCCGACGGCUACGCACGGCAGCGCGGCAUCAAAGGCUGGCCCGUGGGCGCCGGCUGGCCCCCAUCCGACGAAACUGAGGAACAAAUCCAAAACGACCUAGACGAAGCGCAAGCCAACACAGAAGCGCAAGCGAACGCCAAGAUCAACGAAGCCAAAGCCCAAGACGCCUCCAACAAAAAGCAGCACAAAGACCUAAGCUUCUGCAACAUCUGGGUCGGCUCCACCGAAGAACGCUUCUCCAAAGAAGAACCCCCAGCGUCGAAACAAGUCGAAGCCGACUGGGAACUCAUGCACGAACACUCGGGCAUCACCGUCGUCUACUUCCCCUUCCUCGCCAACCCAAAGUGCCCCGGCGUCGACCCCCGCUCCAGCGACUUCAUGAGCACCUGGAACUUUGUCUACACUCCCGAGCAGAUCGAUAGCGUGGUGCAGCUUGCCCGCACCAACUACGAUGAGGGUGCCGAAAGGACGAAGCGCACUAUUAGGGCUGUCUAUGAGCGCAAGAAGAAGUUGAGGGAGGAGGCGGAGAAGAGGGAGAAGGAGAGGCGGUGGAGGUGGAGACUUAGUCAAGGGAGGGUUGCGGGGCAUCGCAUGGGGGAGAGUGAUCAUGGGGAUCAUUUUACUUAG